CACAAUGCCGCGUACCGGAAGCUGCUGCCUGCCCGGGUUCACUGUGGCUUCGACCCUGUCGCUCUCUAUUCGUCACCGGGAGGAAGACGGCGCUGCCAGUCCGGCCCAGACACCCACUAGGGGAUGCAGUUAUGGGUGCUGCUUCCGCGGGCUGUGUCUUGUGUCAGUAAGUAACCCGUGAAGUGCCAACAUGGGGAAGAAACGCCCAAAGGGAAAAACUGUUGCAGUUGAUGACUCCUCUGAAUCCGCAGAGUCUGUGUGCAAACACCUUAGAAAAGGACUGGAACAAAAUAAUUUGAAAAGGGCUCUAGUGAAUGUGGACUGGAAUAUUUGCCAAGACUGUAAGGCGGACAAUAAGAUAAAAGAUAAAUCUGAGGAAGAAGCAGAAGAAAACCCUUCAGUUUGGCUGUGUCUUAAAUGUGGCCAUCAGGGCUGUGGCAGAGACUCCGAGGAGCAGCAUGCCUUGAAGCACUACCUGACACCACGAUCUGAACCACACUGUCUGGUUCUCAGUUUGGUUAACUGGAGUGUAUGGUGUUACAUUUGUGAUGAAGAAGUCCAGUACUGUAGCUCCAACCGAUUGGGCCAAGCAGUUGAUUAUGUUAGGAAACAGGCUGGUAAUCCAGCUCCAAAACCAGCAGAGCAAGAUAAUGGUAACAUUGAAGUUGAAAAUAAGAAAUUAGAAAAAGAGAGUAAAAAUGAACAAGAAAGAGAAAGAACAGAAAACCUCCCGAAAGAAAAGGCUUCCAUGAAUUCAGCUUCACAAAUCUCUGUGAAAGGACUCAGUAAUUUGGGAAACACCUGUUUCUUCAAUGCAGUUAUGCAGAAUUUAUCACAAACACCAGUGCUUCGAGAACUACUGAAAGAAGUGAAGAUGUCUGGAACAGUUGUAAAAAUUGAACCACCUGAUUUCGCACUAACAGAACCCUUAGAAAUAAACCUUGAACCGCCAGGCCCUCUUACUCUAGCCCUGAGCCAGUUUCUUAAUGAGAUGCAAGAGACCAAAAAGGGAAUUGUGACACCUAAAGAACUCUUUUCCCAGGUCUGUAAAAAAGCAGUGCGGUUUAAAGGCUAUCAGCAGCAAGACAGCCAGGAGCUGCUUCGCUAUUUAUUGGAUGGGAUGAGAGCAGAAGAAUACCAAAGAGUGAGUAAAGGAAUUCUUAAAGCAUUUGGUAAUUCUACUGAAAAAUUGGAUGAAGAACUAAAAAAUAAAGUUAAAGAUUAUGAAAAGAAAAAAUCAGCACCAAGUUUUGUGGAUCGCAUCUUUGGUGGUGAACUAACUAGUACAAUCAUGUGUGAUGAAUGCAGAACUGUCUCCUUGGUUCAUGAAUCUUUCCUUGAUUUGUCUCUCCCAGUUUUAGAUGACCAGUUUCUGACUCAUAUUGUCUCCAUAUUUAAGAGUGGUAAGAAAAGUGUAAAUGAUAAAAAUCUGAAGAAAACAAUGGAAGAUGAAGAUAAAGACAGUGAGGAAGAAAAAGAUAAUGACAGUUACAUAAAAGAGAGAAAUGAUAUUCCUUCAGGAACAAGUAAACACUUGCAGAAAAAGGCCAAGAAGCAAGCCAAAAAGCAAGCCAAGAACCAACGAAGACAACAGAAAAUUCAAGGAAAGGUUCUUCAUUUAAAUGAUAUCUAUGCUAUUGACCAUUCUGAAGAUAAUGAGUGUGAGGCUGACAUGUCACCCCAGGGAGACGUGGAUGUGAAGUCCGACCAUAGUUCACAAGAGGAAGUUACACCGGAGGAGUCUGGUGGUCAUCAGAAGGAUGUGAAUGACCGAGAAGAAAUAAUAGAGUGUGUCACUGAUAGUCAAGACGCCGCUGAGGAAGUAGAUAAGCAAAAUGUGAACAUGAAUAAUGAUCUGGAAGUUUUGGCAUGUUCCCCCACUGAAUGUAGUGGAAAUGUCAAUGGUGCGCAGCCGCAAGACGAAAGCAAUGGAGAAGUAGACAUUUCCAAUGAGUUCAAAAACCUUAACUUGAAUGUGACCGUUGAACCUGAUGAAAUAAAUAUAGAGAUUGUGAAUGACAGCCAUACAUCUGAGACAAAGGUAUAUGAGGUUGUAAAUGAAGAUCCAGAAACUGCUUUCUGCACUCUCGCAAACAGGGAAGCUUUCAGUGCCGACGAGUGUUCCAUCCAGCAUUGUUUGUAUCAGUUUACACGCAAUGAGAAGUUGCAAGAUGCAAAUAAACUGCUUUGUGAAGUGUGCACACGGAGACAGUAUAAUGGACCAAAGGCAAAUAUAAAAGGUGAAAGGAAACACGUUUACACCAAUGCUAAAAAGCAAAUGCUGAUUUCUCUUGCUCCUCCUGUUCUCACUCUUCAUUUAAAGAGAUUUCAGCAGGCUGGUUUUACUCUGCGCAAAGUUAACAAACACAUAAAGUUUCCAGAAAUCUUAGAUUUGGCUCCUUUUUGUGCCCUUAAAUGUAAGAAUGUUGCUGAAGAAAAUACAAGAGUACUGUAUUCCUUGUAUGGGAUUGUUGAACACAGUGGUACAAUGCGGUCAGGACAUUACACCGCCUAUGCCAAGGCAAGAACUGCCAGUACUCGCCUCUCUAAUCUCGUUCUUCACGGUGAUAUUCUGCAAGGUUUAGAAAUGGAAUCAACCAAAGGGCAGUGGUUUCACAUCAGUGAUACACAUGUGCAAGCUGUGCCUACCACUAAAGUCCUAAACUCACAAGCAUACCUCCUAUUUUAUGAAAGAAUAUUAUAAAACAAAACUGGUUUUUACAGUGGCUGUAUAACAAUAAAGAAGUAACGACUAUAA
Molecule: messenger RNA, 2758 nt
Organism: Ochotona curzoniae (black-lipped pika)
Lineage: Eukaryota; Metazoa; Chordata; Mammalia; Lagomorpha; Ochotonidae
Gene: USP16
Product: ubiquitin specific peptidase 16
Exons: 18
Coding region: 191-2704 (837 amino acids)
Biological process (GO): regulation of cell cycle; regulation of gene expression
Cellular component (GO): cytosol; nucleus
Molecular function (GO): zinc ion binding; cysteine-type deubiquitinase activity; cysteine-type endopeptidase activity
Source: RefSeq, a predicted model, not a curated record